This is a messenger RNA of Zeugodacus cucurbitae (melon fly), 1064 nucleotides long. It is a transcript of the gene Ggamma1, whose product is annotated as guanine nucleotide-binding protein subunit gamma-1. The transcript is spliced from 2 exons. The record is from RefSeq and is a predicted model, not a curated record. Gene Ontology annotation, cellular component: heterotrimeric G-protein complex. NCBI's taxonomy places the organism in Eukaryota, Metazoa, Arthropoda, Insecta, Diptera, Tephritidae. Gene Ontology annotation, molecular function: G-protein beta-subunit binding. Gene Ontology annotation, biological process: G protein-coupled receptor signaling pathway. The coding region runs from base 393 to 605 and encodes 70 amino acids.
AUUAUUCGGAGCUAUAAAUUUUGUUUUGUCGAAAUUUGCAUAUUUCCCUUCCUUUCUGGGAGCAAAACAAAAUGCCAAAUACAUAAAAGGUGAAGCAAGUGAAGUUAGCGAGAAUUGCUGUCAAAGGCAAACGUUUCUAGGCAGCUUUUCAAGAAAACCUAACCAAUCUCCACAUCAAAAUAUUAUAAAAAAAAAAUAAUAAUUAGAAUUCAUAUUAUUACCAGCACCUUUAAUAUUCCAAAACACAUACAUCUAAAACGCACUAUUUACAUUUGCAAAACGUAAAAAUCAACAAUACUUAUACCUAAAACCCCACAAACAAAUUUGCAAAUUCUUUACAACGACAUAUAUUGUGCAAAUUUUCAACCAUAGGCCUAUCCGAGACAGCCGUUAUGGACGUAAUGUCAUCCUCACUGCAACAGCAACGUAUAGUCGUCGAGCAAUUGCGGCGCGAAGCGUCCAUCGUGCGCCAACCGGUCACUGAGUCUUGCGCUCAGAUGAUCAAAUAUAUCACGGAGCACGAACAGGAGGAUUAUCUUUUGACUGGUUUCUCCAGUCAAAAAGUCAAUCCCUUCCGUGAGAAAUCAUCAUGCACCGUGCUAUAAACAACUACUAACAACAGCAGUCACCAUCCAAAGUUAGAAAACGAGUUGCCGGUAUUGACAUUGGGGAGUAUAAAUGGAGAGGGAGUUUGGUGUGAGGCUUUGGCGAAAUGUAGUCAACAAUUUUCUACGAAUUUGAAUUUGGAGUAUUGCAGUAAAUUAGUUUCUGUAUCGUGGGUAAGCGUGUGAGAGUGUGCAUUGCAUUUUGAAUGGAGGAAGCGGUUAAGCAGUGCGAGCAGAAAAUGUAAAUUUGGCGAUGAGUGCGGCAAUGAUCGCAUACAAUUUGAAUUCGAAAAAUAUCUUGAGUACUAUGGGACAAUUAAGUACACAUAUUAAAGCAUAAUAAUUGCAACAAGUAAACACAUUUACAGUUGUCUACUCAUACACAUACGCAUUUGAUGAUGAAUUAUAUACAAAACUAUUCAACGUAUGAAACACAUCCAAACAUAUUAUAUACACAAA